Centropristis striata (black sea bass) is the source of this 2516-nucleotide messenger RNA. RefSeq names its product neurexophilin-1. The record is from RefSeq and is a predicted model, not a curated record. The coding region runs from base 437 to 1267 and encodes 276 amino acids. The transcript has 2 exons. NCBI's taxonomy places the organism in Eukaryota, Metazoa, Chordata, Actinopteri, Perciformes, Serranidae. Gene Ontology annotation, molecular function: signaling receptor binding.
AGGAGGCUGCAGCUCCAUCACUCCAGGAUCUCCACUGGCACCGAUGACCAGAUAUGAUCUUCCCAUUUCCCAGUCAGCCCAUUUUACUCUGAGCUGGGAUCUCUUUAUUUGUUUGCAUGGAUGAUAACAGCCUUACGCAUAUUCAUGGAUUUCUCACACCACAACUAAUUUGACUCAAACCCGGGAUUGGUGACAAAAAAGACAAAAAAGGGAGCUCCAAGUGGUUUCCAGCGGUGUUUUCUUAAGGUUUGUGGAAGCUGCAGUUCAGCCUGCUUUGGACAUGGGACCGUGCGUCAGCCGAGAGGGAUCCGGUGCCGGAGGAAGAACAUCUUCCUGAAGGAGGAACAGCCCGUGUGCGGGAGUUUUUUUAAUUAUUUUUUUUAAUUUUUGUUCUUUGCCACCGGGGAGGGGGAGCUGUGGGUUUUUACGCGCCGGAAUGAUGCGUCCCAACCGCGGCUUCAUCCUGCUCCUCCUCAACGGAACCGCUUGUUUGGUGGCGCUGGGUCAAGAAGACGACUCCUCCAGCGCCAAAAGCUCUUCAGACGACUCGUCCAAGACGGUGGGCCUCCUGAGCGGGCAGGCUCCCCUCUCGCCCCUGAGCCGCUGGAUGCUUCACAGUAAGAGCCGAGCUGCUAACACCACCUCUCUGGAGCUGCCCUACCGCUCCCCGGUGCCGUUCUCCAAGCAGGAGUUUUCUAAACAGGAGUUCUGGGAGAUGCUGGGCAGCGACCUGCUCAAACCCGACGCCUCCAGCUCCAGGGUCAAACGCCGGCCCAUUGUUAAAACCGGCAAGUUCAAGAAGAUGUUCGGCUGGGGCGACUUCUAUUCCAAUAUCAAGACGGUGAGGCUUAACCUGCUCAUCACCGGGAAGAUCGUGGACCACGGUAACGGCACGUUCAGCGUCUACUUCCGCCACAACUCCACGGGCCAGGGCAACAUCUCGGUCAGCCUGGUGCCACCUGUCAAGGCGGUGGAGUUUGACCUGGAGCGCCAGAGCGUGGUCUACCCCAAGGACUCAAAGAUCUUCAACUGCCGCGUGGACUAUGAGAAGGUGGAUCGCAGCAAGCGCACCUCGCUGUGCAACUACGACCCAUCCAAGACCUGCUUUCAGGAGCAGAUUCAGAGCCACGUGUCCUGGAUUUGCUCCAAGCCUUUCAAGGUCAUCUGUAUCUAUAUUUCCUUCUACAGUACGGACUACCGCCUGGUCCAGAAGGUUUGCCCGGACUACAACUACCAUAACGAGAUGCCCUACCUGCCCUCGGGCUAGAACUCUUGUAGGGGGGAGGAGAGGUGGGAGGGGAGAGGAAAAAAGGGGGUGAGCAGGAGUGACUGCAACACACGAGGAGGAAACCAGGCCUGUGAAUCGUCCUUAAUGCCACUGUGGCAGCAAGACAACUUAAAAAGACCCUCUCUGUAGCCUGACUAUUGUAAGAUGUAAAAAUAUAUAUGCAAAACAAAAACUACAGUAUGCAGAUAAUGAGGCAUUUGGAAUGCGUAACUGCAGCAUUCAUUAACUGGACUGGUAGUGAAAAUCAAACACGCACAUUCUUACCUCAAUCCAGUUUCUAAAUGCCAACUUCUCGCCAGCUAAUUCUCUCUUCCAUUAAGUCAUCUGUGAAUGUUGUCUGAAUGUCCUUUUAAUCACCCUUUACUACAUUGCUCUUUUGCAAAGUCGCAAGGCAGCAUUUUCAGCGAAGGCGCGCAUUUAAACGCUGUGACACGAUUCACUGGAGAGUUGUAUACAAAUCCACACUUUAUUACAAACAUCAUACAGCGUUUAACACUGAGCACUGUAAAUGAUUAAAAACCUACCAGAGGGAAUGCAAAGUGUUGUUUUUCUCACACAGAGCAGAUGAAUGUAAAGUGUAACGAACCACAGCGUCACUGAGGUUACACUCAAGUCUUUUUAAAGGGCAUCUUUUUUUCAUGUGAACUUAAAAGUCUGUCUCCGUCUUCUCACCAUCACAUGUGCUGUCAGCUUCCCACCACGACAUUGCUGAUGUGUAGUUUAUAGCCUGCCGAAUCUAAUCACAAUAUAUCUCUCAGUUAUGUCACCUCCAUUUUAAUAAAAAGAGGGAAAAAGGAGGAGAGAAAAAAUAAUAAAAUUUGCAAGAAAAAGCAAUUGCUCAACAAAGAUUCAGGGCCAGGGCUUAAGACAAGUUCAGUGCGAAGGAAAUAACUAGAUUCUGCACAGAGAUAGAAUUGGCCCUCCACACUUAAGAGAGAGAGAGAGAGAGAGAGAGAGAGAGAGAGAGAGAGUGAGAGGGGGAGAGAUUCAGUGAGCUGUUUUAAUUAAAGUGGAGAAGGAGACUUAGAGUAUGCAGCUCCUUCUAUUGUCCCCUCUGUAUGAAAAAGAUUAAAUUUUGUUGCCGUCAGGAUUCCUGAUUUCACGCCUUGAUAACUUUGACAGUGCAGGCAGAUUGCUCUCUCCCGACAAAUACUGUGUUCACUAAAGUCGGCCCGUUAUCUUGAAUAAAUGAAAAUAUUAUCAUAAUAAUUACAUAUAAUUUAAUCUC